Lethenteron reissneri (Far Eastern brook lamprey) is the source of this 11084-nucleotide messenger RNA. RefSeq names its product dnaJ homolog subfamily B member 4-like. Lineage: Eukaryota; Metazoa; Chordata; Hyperoartia; Petromyzontiformes; Petromyzontidae. Gene Ontology annotation, cellular component: cytosol. Gene Ontology annotation, biological process: negative regulation of transcription by RNA polymerase II. The record is from RefSeq and is a predicted model, not a curated record. Gene Ontology annotation, molecular function: protein-folding chaperone binding.
AGAGCCGGCGUGUCACACACACACACACGUGUGUAUGUGUGUGUGUGUGACACGUGUGUGUGUGUGACGUGUGUGUGUGUGUGUGGGGGCUGUCUCACACACACGGGGGUCCUCUAUAUAUACACCGACCGGCGUGGGGACGCGGGCCAGCGGGGCUUUGUGUGGCAGUGUCAAGUGUAACCUACCCCCCCCCCUUGUCUAACCACGAGCCUCAUUGUCUGAGGGGUGGCCCGGUUACUGUGACGGCGCUGGGGGUCGUUGUCGACGGGACGAGGGGGGCACACGCGCUGCGUCAAAGAGUGGGGCGCUAAUUUAACACGUUCGGUAAAAAUUACGAGUGCGUUAAUUGUUUUUUUUAAUGUGUGUGUGUGGCGCGGGUACGAUUUUGUGUCCGGGGCCUUGUAUUGAUUAAGUGGGAUCGAUCGGUUUUUAUUAAGCCGUAGAACGACUGAGAAGAUUCGUUAAUCCGUUAUCUAAUAAGAGCUGUGAGCCGUCACAACGUGUCUCAUCUCGCGGGGUACUUCGGUGUUCGUGUACCCACAUCCAUCUCGACAGCCUCCCAGCCUCGCUGCUGUCCACCUGUAACGACAACAACAACAACCACAACAACAACAACAAACAACCACAAGUCUAACAAGUGUACACAAUUGCGUUGAGCUCCACGCACGGUCAGUAGGCUCUAAGCAAAGACUUGAACUUUAAUCGGCGAAUCAUCAUCAUCACUAUCACCAUCAGUUGUUGGUGUUGGAGCAAGGCAUCUGCUGUUGUUGUAUAGCUAGCUAGCUAGCGAGCGCCUACCGAGACGAUGGGCAAGGACUACUACAAGAUCCUGGGCAUCGUUCGCGACGCCAGCGACGACGACAUCAAGAAGGCGUACAGGAAGAUGGCUCUUAAGUGGCAUCCCGACAAGAACAAGGCUCCCCACGCCGAGGAGAGGUUCAAGGAGGUGGCCGAGGCGUACGAGGUGCUCAGCGACCCCAACAAGAGGGAGGUCUUCGACAGAUACGGCGAGGAAGGCCUCAAGGGAGGAGGCGUGGGCAACGCGAGGCACCCCGGCAACGGCCCCACCAUGAACGAGAAUGGCGGCAGCUUCACGUACUCCUUCCACGGCGACCCGCACGCCACCUUCCGCGCCUUCUUCGGCGGCGCCGACCCCUUCGAGAUGUUCUUCGGCUCGGGUCGCGGCGGCCACGGCGGCCACGGCGGCCACGGCGGCCUGGGGGGCCUGGGCAUGAACGGCGGCGGAGGCGGCGGUGGCGGCGGCGAGGCGAUGGAGAUCGACUCGGACGACCCGUUCGCCGCAUUCGGUCUGGGCGGCGGCGGCGGCGGCGGUCCGUCGCACCACAGGCGGCGCACGCAGGACCCCCCCGUGGUGCACGAGCUGCAGGUGUCGCUGGAGGACAUCUACCGCGGCUGCACGAAGCGCAUGCGCAUCUCGCGGCGCCGGCUCAACCCCGACGGGCGGUCGACGCGCACCGAGGAGAAGAUCCUGACGCUGGAGAUCAAGAAGGGCUGGAAGGAGGGCACCAAGAUCACGUUCCCGCGCGAGGGCGACGAGGGCGGGCGCAACAUCCCGGCCGACGUCGUCUUCGUGGUGAAGGACAAGGCGCACCCGCUGUUCCGGCGAGACGGCUCCGACAUCGUCUACACGGCGAGCGUCUCGCUCCGAGAGGCGCUGUGCGGCUGCUCGGUGAAGGUGCCCACGCUGGACGGGCGCAAGCUGUCGCUCUCCAUGACGGAGGUGGUGCGCCCGGGCCUGACGCGGCGCGUGGCGGGCGAGGGGCUGCCCUUCCCGCGCGCUCCCUCGCGCCGCGGCGACCUUGUCGUCGACUUCUCCGUGCGCUUCCCCGACAGGAUCCCGCCGGCCUCGCGCGACGUCCUGCGCCAGCACCUCCCCGCCUGCUGAGAACCAUCGCGACGACUGCCUCCAGAUCGGGGGGCGGCCCCAGGGUAGAAUGGGUAGAAUAAAAAAAAUGUAAUGUGUUCAAAUUUGAUCAAUUUACUCCCAUUGGCUAGACUUGCAGAAGGGUAUUGGAACGGUUGAGGUGAGAUGGUGAUGUUAGGCACUUUCGAGUUGCUUGAGAUAGUUAAGCAUCCUGUAAAUGCAAAUCCUUAUCCCGAACACACGUGGACGCGCGCGCGUAGAUCGCCGUUCUAAACAGUGCGCGUGUGCAUGCGUGUGUUCACCAACGCAUUGGGGAAAGUCGGGCUGAGCUCUUGUGCCGCGCUGCCCAUGACGUUGAAGAUGAGAUGAUAUUGAAAAGGGAGAUUCUCUGAGACCCUUAAGUGAACAACAGUGAUUCUAAGCCAUUGCAUUAGACCCAAAGUUAUUUGGAACUGGUAUAAUUUAUCAACUAAAAAAAAUCGGUAUAUUUUUGUUUUUAUAUUUUGUAAUCAUAUAAUGGCCUCGAGGCCAUUAAGAAACUUGUCAAAUUGUUGAAGUUUAAGAAACCACCAUAGAGUAAAUAUGACCUUAUAAAAUUUGAUGACUUUUAUAAAGCAAUUUCAAGUCUGAGCCAUUGUCUCCCCAAAAGCAAAGGUGUGUGGCUGUAGCCCAACAGGACAUGGCUAAUUGUAGCAUUACUCGUGCAGUUAGGAGUUAACUCGUAGCCAGCUGUAGCUGUUCAGAAUGAUUGCGUGUGUGAAAUUACAACUAAGUGUCACUCACGGGUUCACCCACAGAGGAUGCAGAACGAAAACGCGUCCGUCAAUAGCACUGUGGCCUUUAAAAGGGGAUAAUCGGUGACAUUCCCGCGAAAUGGUUCUUGUUCACAGCAUCUCUCUCCGCUGCGUUCUUGACGAAUGUGCGCGAGUGGCUUUUUUGUUGUGCCCUUGCACCAGCUCUGAACGCAACGCGAGCAAGCCUUGCACUUGUGAUGUGAUGCCGAGGCUUCCAGUGGCUCUCACUUUAGCGGUCCAUGCCCGGCUGAUGAGGCUCAACGAAGCCGUUACCAGUCCAGGGUUUUGACUCCCAUUUGAAGCCCACACGUUUCUGACUAGAUAUUGGUCUGGGGGACACCAUAGUGGCCCGUCAACUCCACUUAAUUUACGGUGACGUUUUUUUUUGUCGGAUCGUGUAAAUGUGAAUGUGUCAUACACCCAAUUCCACCCGACACAGCCAAUCAGUAAAGGUUGUCACGUGAACAGGAUGUGCCAAUUAUAGUUACUACUAGGGCACCUCGGUGAAGAGACGUUAACUGCCUCGCCUGGUAUACAGGAGGUCUCGGGUUUGAUCCCGACCCUGACGCCUGCUGCUGCUGUAUAUUUGGAGUUUGCGUGGAUUUUUCUCUGGCCCCUCUGGUUUUUUUCCUCCACAUUUAGAAAUAACAUGCAUUUAGAGUAUUCGACCGCUAUAUGUUUCCACAUAAUGACCCACUGCGUUGAGCUAUCAUUUGUGGCCAGGUCGCUUCUGAAAAAGAGCUCCGUGGGCCUUAACCUGGCACAAGAAAAAGUUUCGUUUUAAGUUUUACUUCAGCCCACCGGUGUGUUGGAGAGCAAACCCACAGCAUUUACAAUUUGAGUUUACGACGUUUCGCCGGUGAUCACGACGACCAGCAUUCCGAGAAACGAACGUUGGUGUACGACACAUUUACGUAAUCUAAGCGAUGAAUAGGAUCGAUAGUAAAAGCCUUCCGUGAUGAAUUCUAUUUAUUCGAUAUCGGCUGUGAAAAAAAAACACCUGUUAUUCUCCUACUAUGUCUUCGGAGGAAAUGUCUGGAUGCCGAAUCCUACUACCACCAAGGCAUUUGGCUCUUGAGUGAUGCCCAGUGGGAGUGAUAUUUAUAUAUGCAAUGUCCACAGGUGAUAUUGUAUUGGUACUACCUGCACUGCCCAGCAAUAAUGUAUCGCACAAGGCAACUGCUGGGAAGCAAGUGAUUGUGAGCACUUAGGGUUCUUGUUCUGGUCCACACCUUUCAGUGGGGGGCGGUGGGGGGGAAGGGGAGGUUGAAUUGCAGAAUGUUAGGGUUGCGGCAUCAGCUUGCGUGAAGCUGCUAUGUACAUAGCCACAUAUAGAGGGCAUGUAGGUGGGUGUUUAUAUAGCAGCUUGCGUGAAGCUGCUAUGUACAUAGCCACAUAUAGAGGGCAUGUAGGUGGGUGUUUAUAUAGCAGCUUGAGGGAAGCUGCUAUGUUACACAGCCACCUACAGAGGGCAUGUAGGUGGGUGUGUACAUAGCAGUUUGAGUGAAGCUGCUAUGUACAUAGCCACAUAUAGAGGGCAUGUAGGUGGGUGUGUACAUAGCAGUUUGAGUGAAGCUGCUAUGUAACAUACCCACCUACAGAGGGCACGUGUAGGCGUCUCUCCCUUUGUGUCCUGCGUGCCUAAAGUUCAUAAUCGAGUGUGAUGAGGUUUGACUCUUUUUUAAGACCCCUGUAAGUCUGCGUGUGUGUUAGGCGUAAAUGGGGGAGCGAUACCGCAGAGGGUUAGCGUGCUGUUUGCUGAUCCACGUGUUUUAAAUCCUGGAAAUGUGGAAUGGGUGUUGAACCCGUCCCGGCGAGGUGUGUGUGUGUGAUCAUCGGCACGGGGAAGACAAAGGCGGCCCUGGGUGCGUUCAGCCCUGUGCCGCACCGUUCCCUUGUGCACCGUGCCAGCCUUCACAUGCUCCUGCGGUAGCCUCUACGGAUAAACUGGGGUCUUUGUACAUAAAGCGUAGCUUUUCCUGUUUUAUUUUUGAUGUCGGAAGAGCCGUUGGUUCAGGUUGCCAGUGAGUGUUGUACGUGCGAGUUCGUCCCGAGCACACUUGCCCCUGUUAAAGAGAACUUCACGCUGGCCAAACCGCUGCAGGGCAGUAAGUGACCUAAAGAUGAUGACCAAAUGAAUGAAAACGACACGCGAGUUGUUUUUGGGUUGAUUAUUAUAAUAAUUGUUUUUGGUCUUCAUUGAGCAAAACCAAUCGGCAGAAGCAAAACAAUUUCUAAUAUUCAUAGAAACGUGAUGUGGUCUCUCCAUCGGGUUGUGCCGCGUGUUGCUUAGCUGAAGGUGUCUCGACGUUUCGAAUGAAUGUCAGCUCCCAGAAGCAGCUCCCCGUGAGAGCAAGAGCGGCGAAACGUGUCGGAGGCAUCGCGCCGCCCAGCGGCACGCGAUCCCGGAGACACCUUGGUGGCAGAGCCGUGCGGCAAAAACCGUGAAAAGGCUUUGGCGCAGUUGUAAGAAACCGGUUCAGAAAAACGUGGCACACAGCUGGGCCUGUAGCAAUGGGGGGGCGUGAGAGUUUUGUAUGACCGAUUGCAUACCUGUCAACUCCUUAUCAGUGCCCUACCUGAUUACAGACCGAGUCGGAUCGUAUUGGUCACCCCGUGCCCCUUACAAAUCUCAGCGUUCAUCCUACAAAGUCCCGUCACUUUGUAGGAUGAGAAACACAAACAAAUAGGACUAUAUACUCUAUGGGUUUUUUUCGGUAAAGUCACGUUGGUAAAAAUUUAAAUUAAAUAAAUGAAAACAACUAAAUUAAAUCGUCGUGAUUUAAAGAAAUUUUAAUUUAUUUAAUUUUUUUACCUACGUGACUUUACCGAAAAAACCAUAGAGUAUGAAUCCUUGCAGUCACGAAAGCUUCAAAUCUAAAAUAGACUAUUUUUUUGCCCGUAUUGAAAUGGCUGUACGCCGUAUAAACCUGAAAACUCAAUUUCCCUGUGCAAGAAUAUGGGGUAACCCGUGUGGGUUGACAGGUAUGCGAUUGUAGGGAUGGCCGGUGACAGUGGUUGGUGGUGGAGUACACGUUAAUUGCUAUUUAUUGUGCACAGUUAUGAGAAGAUGGAAAUGUAUUUAUUACCUUUGGUGGUCACUUAAGUUGGCAAUGUCGGAUACAGUCAAUUGAGAAGGACUAACUAAUGCUUAAGCAUCACGGUCAGGAAUUUUACAGAAGUUAUGAAUUCAAAGGCAGAGAUUGAGACAUGAAGGUGUUUUUAAUUAGAUUUGUGCCAAAAUAUGCCAAGCACACGUCUUGUUUUCGUUGUCGAUGUCAAUUUGUAUUUUCAUGUUUUUUUAUGCACUUUAAUGCACAUGUUUUGGAUGUUUAUGGAAGCCUGGCAAAAGUACUAUACACUACCCGAAGCACUACAGUGUUAAUAUUCAUGAUGCGUCUGCUAUCUGAUGACUCGAGUAUAAAUGAAUUGUAACGGACAAAAUAAUUUUUCAUAAACAAUAUUUCAGAGUGGUAAUUCAGUAAAUAAACUCUAUAUAUAUAAAGAGGUGUAUGAUGUAUUUUGGAUUUUGCUAAUUGUUGAUAAAGACCAGGGGCAUCCAUUUCAUUUAUUUUGUACCCUGUUUUAUGAAGUCUUUGAUUUGUAGAGUGCACGAAAAGCAGACUGGUUUCAUUCUAAAAUGAGUGCAGUGCUGAGACCUAAUGCGGUGUCAAAUCUUACUCGGCACACUGUUGUUGGUUUGACCCUUUCCCGUCGUCCUGAGACGCCUGCAAGUCGCAGGGCAGGUGUCCCAUUCACCACCGAAUCUCGUAAGCGGCUCGGCGUUUUAUUUUGUUUAGAGAGGAGUAGCGCCGUCAUUUUUAAAGACAUACUCACCGCGGAGAACUGUAGCGACACAAUCGCACUCUACGAUAGCUGGCGCCAAACUCUGCCACGCCCUCCCACGUGGCCUUGUUGGGGGCCUCGGUACCGACCAAGUAAAAAUAGCUUUUCUUCUGAUAGAAACUUCCUGGAGAAGCUCCCAGCAUAUGUAGCGAAACGUCGGACAUCGCCCUGAAUGUAACAACGUUGCACAGGCCCAAAACACAUUGCAGAAAUAAACGGCACGAGCGUGAAAACGUUUGCCGUAGUUCUACAUAUACGUAUGUCAUCGGAACGGAAUCGGAAGAAAAUUUGAUGACGAACAACGUGCGUCGCAGGAACGGGAAAGGGUGAAACGUACCUCUCGUGUGUGAUCGCAGUGUAAGAUUAUGCACAUACAGCUAUUCUGCUAUUUGAGUUACAAGUUGUAUUUGUUUAACCAGGUGAGAACUGGGUCACCAAAGUUGAUGAGCAAUAAAAUAACGUACGGCAAUGAAGCAAAGAGAUAAUCGGGAGGAAAAGACCAACAGCAGGGUCACAGGAGGAGUCUUACGAUUCUGCACUAACUUAACAUGGAAGAGAAUGCAUUUGCCGUCGUGAAAGGUAGCUCGUAAAAGUUACUUUUAAACCGUUCAUUUGUACAAUUAAGGUACGGAAGAAGCAUUUGAUAGUUCAAGGGUGGUUAUUGCACUAACAAGUAAACAGACUGGUAGAUUUCAAGCGCAACUGCAGUCGUAGAGCGUUGAAAGGACCCCCACACGUUGCAGUCUUGACGCGUGUGGCGGUGUCGUGGAAUACAACAUUUGAAAAUUACACUCUACAACUAAAUUUGAUAUCGGCUCAUUAAUCUCCUCCGCAGCACCGCAAACUCCACUGCAGAAUGCAGCAUAUCUCAUUUGACUCGACUGGUUAAAUAAAAGUACGCCAAUAGGGGCGGGCGCUUUGCAUUGUGUGCGGAAGAAGGAAGGCUCGGUUGGCUCGAAACCGGUGCCACGUGCGCCUCGUGAUGCAAUGGCUUGUGACGUCACAGAGGGGAGUUCUAAGACGUGUCAAAGGGUGGCAGCACGAGCUUACUCGUCGGCAACUGCACAAUUUAAAACGCUGCUUUUUUUUUUACGUGCAUUCAACGUCCCAAUGUGCACGUGUUUUAAAAAUCAGCCGGUGGUUUUGAACGUUCGCAAGCAGACAAAAGAAAACAAACUUGUGGCGAUUGGGAAAAUGCUCGGUAAAUCGUAAUUAAAAGCGAGCUUUCCCCGUCGAAUGCUUCCCACGCAAGUGUGUUAGGAACGAGUGUGGUUCAGGUGUUUGUAUUCGCGCACUAACUAUUUAAAAAAAGUUUAUGGAAAUAAGAUGGAUACAAGCCGGUGGAGAUGGUUAAUCGUUCAUUUAAAUGUUGCUUCUUAUUUACCAGUCUCCCCGUGCCUCGCCGGGUCACGAUGAUUUGCACCCAUCUGCUGAUUGCGUUGGUGCGGUUGGGGAAUUGAGUGGAAGAAGUCUCCACAUUCGACAUUGUCGUGCGUGGUGUACACAGAUCUCUCCGAUACGUUUUUCUAGGGAGUUGCACUCCGGGUUUCUUCGGCACGGUGUCCCAAACGUUUCGCUGCUGCAUAUGCUGGGAGCUUUUUCGGGAAGUUUCUUCCAGAUGCUAAGCCAGCGCGUGGAGCGAAACGUCGGACAUCGUCCCGAAUGUGAGCAACGCAGCACAGGCCCGAAACACAUUGCAGAAAUAAACCGCACAGGCGUGAGGACGUUUGCUGUAUUUAUACAUGUGUAGUGCUACUUUGUACAUAGAAUCACAAUUCAAUGCCAUGCUGCUGUCGCCAAGAAGUACAUUUUAAACCGAAGGAUAAACACAUUAAAAGUUUAAUAAAGUAUUUUGGGUUAGGUCGCGAAGGUAUUAAUGUGUCGUAACCCUCCACCACCCGACACAGCCAGUAAGGGAUUUGUCACGUCAACAAAACGUGCCAAUGAGUAACUACUUCAGCCCACCGGUGUGUUGGAGGGAGUGAACCCACACGACAUUUACCAUUUGAGUUCCGUGUCGUUUCGCUGGCGAUUACAUCCAGCAGCGUGAUCGGGCGAUUCGCCACAAAGCGUGAAGCCAUCCGCCUGCUUGCGGUGUUAAAUAGCAGGACGACGCCGCACACGGUGACCCUGACGGCCGCGUCAAGGUCACGGGUGUAGGACGACGAUCGCCGUUGUAUUCGUCCGUGAAUGUCGCACGAAAAUUGGGGUUCACAAGACCCCUGGCAGCCACGGGAAGCCGCUGCAUUUACCACAGUGUCAAUUGAAUUGUGAACCUGGAUCGGGACAGUCCAUUGAAUGAAGAAGGGGUGAUGGGGGUGGUGAAUUAUUACCAUCCCGAUAGGACAUUUUGGGUGAUCCAUUUACAGACGGCCUCUGCCCACGCGCUUCUGCAGUCGGUCGCUCUCCGCAUUUCCCUUCGCUCCUCCUGUCACCCCGCGCGAGAGGUCACGGGUUGAACGCUCCAUGGCCGACAGCCGCCGCCUCUCUACACCCGGGAUCAGAACGGGGGCCUGUAGAAUAUUAUGUUGUUAUAAAGGGGGCCCUGAAUAAAAAAAAAACACGUAAAUAUUAAAACAGUAUUUUUUUUGUUACUUGCAUAGUAAGGUAAUUGUAUUUUUUCAUUUGUUAUACGGCCAGAUAAUAAAUCAAAUCGCUCACCUUAAACACCCAGUCGUUCCUAAAAGUCGAAGGCGGUAUAGUAUUAUAGUAAUAGAGCAAGUGCAUAAUCACUGAACCGGAAUUUAUAGCUUGAAAGCAUUUAGCGCGGGGCCCGUAGCUACAACUACAUAUGUAGUAGUACAUAUACAUAUGUACUACUACAUAUGUAUAUGUAGUAGCUACGAGGAUAAUCUGGCACUGCCCCCACCGCGGUCUGCAACACGGCCAUCGGCCCCGCUGCGGUGCUCGGUGCGCCCCGACUCCGGCCCGGCUUUAGUCGCACUGACCUUGACCCCGCGCCUCAAGGUCACGGCCAUCUAUGCCCCCGUCACGUGUCGUGCGCGCAGCACAUGGCAUCGAUGUCGAUCCCACGUGCGUCCUCUUGUCACGGUCACUUGAUUCCUCGGCGCCUCGCCACCACCUAAAUCACUCCGCACUCGUUUACGCUUUGAAAUGCGGAGAAGCGCCUCGAGUGAGCCGACGGGAGCAGCUUGUAAAUCUACGUCGAACUUCUUUCGCACCGUACGCGGCCAGCCGUGCUGAACGGAGUAUGCCGGGAGAACGAAACGCUGAAUUUAAUUUCAAAGCCUUCACACGCCAAUCUUAAUACGGUCGUUUCUAUUUUAAUAUUUUUUAAAACACUCGCACAAUUCGAUCAGCUGUUGAGAAGGAGGAGGGUCAGACGUCGGUGGGGUAUCUCGAGUUGGAUCACCCGGUGUUCCACGUGGGAUGCUCUCCGGGCCCUCUGUGUUGCGUUAUUCAUCAGCUGAGCACUUUACAGCGGCAUUUAAUGUCGCUUGAAUGACACGUGGUAACCUAAUACUGGUAGGAACCUCCUGGUUACACCAGCCCACAGGGGAUUAUUGUGUCCGUCGUGCAUCCAAAAAUUGGAGGGGUGGGGCUGGGUGGAGAGGGUGGGGUGGGGGGUGGAGAGGGUGGGGUGGGGAGGGGCUGGGUGGGGUGGGGCUGGGUGGGGCUGGGUGGGGUGGGGCUGGGUGGGGCUGGGUGGGGAGGGGCUGGGUGGGGAGGGGCUGGUCACCCCGUGGUGCCCUUAUAAAACUCAACGUUUAACCUACUCACGCCAGCUUGUGCCCGCCCUCACAGUCGGGCAUAUUUGCGGAAUACACCACGCCGCCGUUGACCCUGCAGGCCAUUGACCGAGCAACCCAACGGUCCUACCAGCUCCCUCCGCAGGAAUGUGUUACAUGUACAUGCUAUGGCGGGGGGGGAUGUGUUCACGAAUUUCACAUCUGAAAAAUAAAUCGAGCAUAAGAUGUGAAAGUUCGGGCGAUUUCAAGAGGUGAAACGGCUACGGAGACAUGAUGUCAGUUGCGUGCUUCGCCCGCAUAAAGUGACGUCGCGUGACAUCACUACUGCGAUCACGAAGACAUUUUACAUCGGUCAGCGAAUGGACGAGAUCUGUAGAUCUGAAACAUAUCUGACAGUCAUCCCUACGACAUUGUAACGUUUGUCCAGGUCUGCCUAUAAUGCCAACUCCACAUUGCUGUUGUUGGGACACGUCUGCUCACAGGACAACCGUUGAUGACUUCCCAUUAAGUGGCAGGAGCUUCACCAAUGUGGUACUCAUUUUACCACCCCUUUAGACAUUGACGGACGAUGAUGAUGAUGGGGUUGAAAUGCAAUUUCUACGAAGCUGCCAAACCCUAUGGGUUGCUGUAAAGGUCGGCGUUACUGGCAUCUGAGUUUUUAGGGGUUUGUGUGUGAUUCGGUGAUUGCAUAUUUAAUCUCGUGCUGAUUUGCAGAGAGCUGUUUGCUUUACAGUGUGAUUGUAGAUGAUUGGUAUAGUCAAAUAACCACCGGGAAUUGUACAUAUUUACUGCUGUCCUGUACAGAUAUUUUUUUUCAAUAUGGUGUAAAAUAAACGUUUUAAAAGAUGA